GUUAAUAUUAUUUGUCAUAUAAAUGAUAUUAAUAAUAUACAAUUAAUUAUAAUAAUAUAAGGUAGGUUGGUGUUUAUUUUCAUGAUUUAAUCAUGUUGUGGUAUAUUCAUUUUUUUAAUGACACAGUCUGACAAGCGACCUAUUUGGAUUUGGGAAUGUAGGCUAGUCCGUGCAGACAAGUAGAGCGAUGCCGUACGUUGGCUCCGUGGCCACACUUCUCUGUGUCACGUGUAGCUGCUCUUUGCAAAGGUUAACGCGGCUGUGCGGUCCUCCGGUUUUAACUCUUCAGUCGCCGCUAAGAACACAAACCGGGAAGCGCAAAGUCAGACCCGAUCGAACCACGAGUGCAUGCUUUUUACGUUUGGAUAUUUGUUUUUUUCCUUUUAAAAUGGGAGUCCCCCCGAAAAAAAGACUGAUAGAAGAAUGCUGAAGUUAACCGGCUGCAAGAUUUCAACUUUGACAUCAUCGACUGAAAGAACAGAGGAAGGAGAGAGGGAAAGCGAGCAAGAUUCCCCAAGAGACUGGUGCAAUGAGAUUCAGUGUCUUAAUGAGGAGUCAGAAUUUCCUAUAACAACACAACACAAAGCUACAAGAGGAUAAAUGCGGGUGUCUAAUGCUGAGCUCCAACUCUUCUCAAUCUUGGCUAAAUAGGACACUUGGGUUCCCGCCCGUCAUACCUGAAUUUACAAUACAUAGACUGAUCGAGAUCACCACGGAGCUUUGAAAGGUGUGUAAUCACCUUUGUCCCUGGCCUGUUGUUUUGUCCAGUGUCCAUUUCAAACUGGCAACUACUAGACCAGAAUGGAAAAUCUGACUUCAGUCCUCAAAAACUCAGGAAGUAACAUAAACUGCCUUGAGACCUUCUCCAGUUAUGAAGGGUCUAUGACUCCUCUCCAAGAGACACCGUCUCGCCUGGGCCGUAUCAUGAAAUCCAAACCCAACAUGACCUGCAGGCGAAAACGUGAAUUCAUUUCAGAUGAGAAGAAAGAUGCCUCUUAUUGGGAGAAACGGCGCAAGAACAAUGAGGCAGCCAAGCGCUCCCGUGAAAAACGGCGUCUUAAUGAUAUGGUUUUGGAGAACCGUGUCAUCGCACUGAACAAUGAGAACGUGAAGCUCAAGAGUGAGCUGCUACAACUGAAGUUACGCUUUGGCCUUAUAAGCACAGCCUCUUACAUCGAAAAGACUCAGCAGAUUGAAGGAAAAAACAGCACAGGAAAUGGAGGUUCCUCCUCUUCAUCAUCUUCUCAGUACUACUCCAGCUGUUAUUCGAGCAGUUCUCAGGUGAUGAUCAAUUCUGACUCCUCCGAAACCGAGCAGUCCGGGCUCAACGCAGGCCACAGGCAGCAGGUGUUAUACUCGCCACGUGGUUCCCUGUCUGACAUGUCAGAUGGCUCCUCCAGAGACAGCCCGGAGCCAAUUCCCUUUGAGAUCAAGCAGGAAGGUGACAGGCUAGAGAUGGAUAUUGCCAAUGGAACUACCACCCAGAUCAUCUUUAACAUUCACCGAGGUCUGGCCAAUGUACCCACUCAUCACAAGCUCCAGCAACAUUCUCAGGAGAUGGAGGCUGCUUAUCAUAGCCAGCAUCAGGAGUUUCACCAACAACAACCCCAUCAGGAGCCUGUUUCCAAUAUCAAUAACCAGCUUGCCCCUCAACCACCUGCUGCCCAGACAAGUGUUAUUCUCUUUGGUCCCAGUAGUGCCUCUUAUCCUGUGGACAGCUUGACACGGUCCCAAGAUAUUGGUAUGCAGAAGCAGAACAGAAGUAGCAGUCAGGCCUUUGCCGGCCGACCACCCCAGUCCUUUGUAGAGAGCUCUGCAGAGCCCCUACCCGAGGUGACAAAACCACUUGAGAAGAAAACAUCAGACUGUACUUCAUACGAACUCUCGGGCAGCCACAAUGAAGCUGAAGAGAGGCACGUGUACAAGAAUUUCCAAUCUCCACAACAGACCCUGCAGGAGCAGCAGGUGUCUCAUUUGCCUACAGAUUAUAUCCCCCAACAAGUGGAGGACAUCAGUCAAUCCCAUCUCUACAACCAUCAGCCUCCUCCUUCAUACCUUAUUUCCCAAGAUGAGGAGCCACCUGUUGCUACCAAUGAGGGCGAGUUUCCAAAUGAAGCUUACUAUCAAGUCCAAUCAAGUUUCUCUACUAAAGACACAUCAUCUAGUGAUGGAGAUCCAAGGAGCUCUGACAAAGAAGCCUCCACUGACGAUGACGAGUCUCCUUCCUCAACCUGCUCAGACAACUACCACAACCGGCAUCUCAUCAGCAUGCACGAGCCUGCCUCCCCUCAACCUUCAUCGCAGAGCUACUCUCAUGCCCAUAGCCGAGACCCCCAGGGCGAGGUGAAGGGCACGGCGUUACCCCACAAACUCAGGCUUAAACAUCGAGCCAUAAGCUCCGGGAGCAGUGGAGGCCAUUGCUCUGGACAAGAGUCCCCAACUACACCUCCCUCUGCCACAUCGCCACCCCUUCCUCAGCAUCCCUAUUUAUCACUGUCACCACAACAGAACAUUCAGAGAGAAAACCCAGCUGGCGCCUUGUACCUGGAAGAAUCAGACAAGGAAGACACAAGGAAGCCUAACGGCAAAAAGGACACAGGUGGUCGACGGAAUAAGAGGCGAGAGUAGGCCAUUUCAAAUCUGGUCACAGCUAAGCAUCCUCCGGAGAUCCACACAUGUACAGUAAAGACAGUUUCUCCUCUGUCACUAUCCAGCCACACAUGCCUUUGACUCCCAUUACCUUCUGAUGCCCUUGGUACAUGAAGUCGGGCUAUUUUAAAACUGCAAUGUCACCAAAAAGGCUGGACUUCUCGACUUGUAGGAUUGUAUUAUAAUUGUAAAUUUUGUACAGAUUUGUCAUUUCUUACAUUCUCUCCAUACCAACAGAAGCACUUUUUUAUUAGAUGAGAGGAGGAAUGGAACUUAAGGCUUUUCGUUGCUUGACAAUAAUUUCACAGCAUGAAACAGACUCAAAACACAUAUUAAUCAAAACAGAAUGUAAAACAAUCAGUCUCAAGCUUUAUCAGUAUAAGAAAAAAAUGGACACAUAUCUGACUGCACACAAGCAUGUUUGGCUGUAUAUGCCUUAAUUCGAAUGAAACGGAAACAUUCACAAAUGUUCUCUUGACCAAAGACGAUUCACCACCAUCACUACUAAAAAAAUUAUGAGUUCCAUACCUCUUCCCAGACCCUACCUCUACGAUCCAUAUUCUCCCCCUCAUUUCACAAAAAAUCUGCAUCACCUUUAUUUUUUAAGCACUUGUUUUGUAUAUUGCUGUGAUAUAUAAAUAUAUGUAUCUAUUCUUAAAUAUAUAUUUUACAAAAAAUUGAAUACAAAUCUGCAACGAUAAAGGAUUUUGAAACGACCAUCCUUUAAGAAAUCGGAAUGAAAUUACUGUACGGCCACACUGUCUGCUGUUGCUACAGGACCCACUCAAAUCGAAAUGCCUCUUUUCUUGAUUGUUAAGCUUUAGCAUUAAUCAUUUGUUAAUGACCUGUUUACACAGAACUGGCUGUCCAGUUUGGAAAGCCAACAGCACUGAAUGGAGAACAUUUUGUUUUCUGGGGCGAGUGCCUCAUUAUAAUGUUUGGAUUUCUUAACCUAUAACCAGCCUUUAAAUAUGCUGCAGGCUGUAAGCCUUUAGUUUAUUUGAGCUUUAUGAACCAUAUCUGUUGUCACCAUUCACUGGCCCAAUGUAUUUAUUUCCCUAUUAUCCACUCGCCCAUUACUGUAUAAAAAGCCCACAGGAACAUAGACAGAAUGUGUAUAGAACUACAAAAAAGAUCCACUGCCAUCUUUAUUUUGAACUGUGAUGUAGGUUCAAACACACAAACCAUGUCCUCAUUGAUAUUGAUGAUAAGCAUUGGAAUUCACAUUUGACCAAAAAAUGGUUUGCUUUAUUAAAAUUAACUCAUUAGCUGCCAUUGACAGCGAUAGUGGUCCAAUCCAUUUGAACUGGGAGGGUGGUAGCGAGCAUUCAUUCGCUGCCACCCUCUCAGUUCAAAUGGAUUGGACGUGUACUAUUGAUAAAAUCCUCAUAAAAAGUGCUAAAUAGUUGGAAGUCAAUCAUCGUCAACGGCACUGUAAAAUAACUACUAUCCAGUUCUCAAUUUAGCGCUACUGCAAAGAGCAUGCCUGUGGCCUGCACUGGAUCCUAGUUAAACAAAUGUAUAUGUACCAUGUUAGGCUUUUUGGCACUUGUGUAUAAAUGUAAAGUUCCCUUACCCUUGAGCAACACUGUAAUGUUUUUUUUCAUUGGUUUUAUAUCGUUUUUUUUCCCUCCAUCAAGGUGUUGUUCUGUUCCCUAUACUGUCGUUUUCCCUUUUGACUGUGAUGACAUGUAUUUGCCUCAUACUCACCAUGCCCUCCCCUCCCUCUUUUCAGUGUGUAAUCAGUAAUGUUCGUGAUUUUGGUGAUGGUUUGCUGAAAAAGACAAGUGGGAGAAAAAGGAAACGGGCACAGAUAAAGUGGUAUUUCAAGAUAGGUAGCAGUAAAUCUGGCUGGUUUCGACCAUUGCGUCCUUUUGACGUGAAAAUGUAUGGAACAACACUAAUGAAGAUGGGAGCAUUUCAAGAUCGAAAAAGAAAUAAAAAAGAAUGUUGAAUCAAUCAAACUCCAGAUGUUA
Molecule: messenger RNA, 4625 nt
Organism: Corythoichthys intestinalis (scribbled pipefish)
Lineage: Eukaryota; Metazoa; Chordata; Actinopteri; Syngnathiformes; Syngnathidae
Exons: 3
Coding region: 802-2628 (608 amino acids)
Biological process (GO): circadian rhythm; regulation of DNA-templated transcription
Cellular component (GO): nucleus
Molecular function (GO): DNA-binding transcription factor activity; DNA binding
Source: RefSeq, a predicted model, not a curated record